UACCUCCACCAGGACCUCCAGCGUCUGGUUUGGCUUUGGGAUAUUUGACAACCUUUUAUCAACUUAGAAACUUGGAAUCGAAUCUCUUUCUGCUUUUCUUUUCUUUUCUGGAUUUUUUAUGGUUAUGUGCGGCUUUAUGAUGGAGAAUUAAAAUGGUGAGGAAGAAAAAGCUGCUGGUGUUUGAAAUUUGUGGAAGCAUGAUGUGGGAUGGAUAAACAACAACAAAACGCUACUAUGGCCUCUAAUGACCCUGACCUUCCUGACCCCUAUGGUGACCCCCAGCCCGGUGACCUCAUUGAGAUCUUCAGACCAGCCUAUCAGCACUGGGCUCUGUACCUGGGAGAUGGUUACAUCAUCAACUUAACUCCCGUUGAUGAGAACCAGGCAGCCGCCAUGUCCAGUGUGAAAUCUGUCUUCAGCCGGAAGGCAGUGGUGCGCAUGCAGCUGCUGAAGGAGGUGGUGGGAAACGACUCGUACCGUGUCAACAACAAGUACGACCACAACCACACACCCCUGCCCGUCUCUGAAAUCAUUCAGCGAGCGCAAGUCCUCAUUGGCCAAGAGGUGUCUUACGACCUGCUGGGGAGCAACUGCGAGCACUUUGUUACCCUUCUGCGCUACGGGGAGGGAGUGUCCGAGCAGGCUACACGGGCCAUUGGGGCCAUCAGUUUGGUGACGGCAGCAGCCAGUGCCUUCUCUGUCCUGGGACUGAUCAACACACGAUCCAGAAACAGACCUUUCUGACAGCUGCGUCUGUCACUGAAGGGUGUU
Messenger RNA from Cottoperca gobio, 771 nucleotides. It is a transcript of the gene plaat1, whose product is annotated as phospholipase A and acyltransferase 1. Gene Ontology annotation, cellular component: cytoplasm. The transcript has 5 exons. Bases 208 to 744 code for a protein of 178 amino acids. Gene Ontology annotation, biological process: N-acylphosphatidylethanolamine metabolic process. Gene Ontology annotation, molecular function: A2-type glycerophospholipase activity; glycerophospholipid phospholipase A1 activity. The record is from RefSeq and is a predicted model, not a curated record. NCBI's taxonomy places the organism in Eukaryota, Metazoa, Chordata, Actinopteri, Perciformes, Bovichtidae.